CCAUCUCUCGCACAAUUUACAAGGACAUUAGCGUACCAACCGAAAUCAAUUUUUUACGCCAUUUAUUACUCACCAAAUCUAUUGAUGAUAUUGAUGAGUAUGACGCAGUCCGCAAAAUGACAAACAAGUCCGGUCACUGCAUCAAGGAG
Messenger RNA from Acaulospora morrowiae, 149 nucleotides. NCBI's taxonomy places the organism in Eukaryota, Fungi, Glomeromycota, Glomeromycetes, Diversisporales, Acaulosporaceae. The record is from the annotation of a GenBank genome assembly.